AUGCUUUAGGAAGGGAUAAGAAACUUCAAGGAACUUCGAGCCAAAUUCCAAAAGCUUGAUGCCCCACUUCUUCCAAGACCUAUUGAAUUCCCAGCAGGUGGUUCUCAAAAAGAUGACACUGGAAGCACUCGGCCAACUGGAAUUUUGGCCAGUGGGAAACCUCUCUCAUUCAAGCAAAAUCAGUCCCUAACAUUUUGUUCCAGUGGGAAUUCUGAGCCUCUUAAAUCCCAGACUAUGAAACUGGCCCACUGGAGUGAGAUUCAGAAAUAUUCUAAUUCCCCAGGACCUCUGGAAAAGUCUACUGUGUGUUCUGUAGUAGAUUCAUGCAAAGCUUCUCUGCUGCUAGAUGGGACUCACUCAAAUGCUGAGAUAACAGAUAAUGAGAAAGAAAUCAUGGCCAGUAGCUUCAGAGACAAGCUCUGGAACUGGGAGAAGGUUUCCUCACAGAAAAGUGAGAUGUCAUCAGCUCUUCUUCUUGCCAAUUGUGGAAGUAAGGCUUUCCACCUGAAAGGGAAUAAAGGCAUGGGGCUUACUCAAGAGGAGUCACGGAAAAAGCUGCAAAGAAGAGAAGCACAGACUCUUCCUUCCCAAAGACACCUGAGCCAAAGAAAAUUGUUUGCUGCCUCUGAAGAUCCAGCUUUUGUACUUUCUCAACAUGGCAAAAAGAGUGAGGAAAGCCCUAGUCCUGACAGGAGCCCAACAGGCAGCAUCUGCCAGCCUAUUUAUGAGUAUGAACUUGCCAGCCAGGCUCCAGAGAAACAAUCAGAUGUCAGGCAUCACCAACUUCCCAAGACAAAGCCAAUGCCUUCCAUUGAGUCUCUGGGUCCUCCUCCCCCAAAGCCUUCAAAGCCUCCUGCUGUGAACCUCCAGGCCUUCCGGGAACAGCAGGCUGCUCUUGCUGAGACCCACAGGAGAGCAACUGCGAGAGAGAGCUACCCGUCUCCAGAGAGUGCCGAAUUUGAAGAACCUCAUAAUUAUGAGGCAACCAUUUCAUAUCUGAGACACUCUGGCAACUCCAUUAACCUGUGCACUGCAAAAGAAAUUGCUGAUUCUACGUACAAAGUCGAAAUCGAAGAACUCCGAAAGCCUUGGAAGAGUUUUCUCCAUCGAGAACCUAGCCCUAAAUGUGAAGAUGAUGGUAAAAAAAUGAAGGAAGAAGAACCAUUUGAAUUGGACACUGGAAAAACAGAAAAAGAUCCACAUUCAAACCAUCCUUUCAAGGUAGUGGCCUAUCAAGGGACACCCCAGAAAAUCCAGAUGGCCACAGUCCACAGAGAGAGAAAGAACAUGCUGGCUGAGAAUCAGGAUGCUCUGACUGAUAUCAACCAGAUGAAGGCCUGCCCCAAGGGCACAAAGCUGACUGAGCACUCCCAAGGCCCUGGUACAUAUGUGGAGGCCUUGGAAAUGUCUCAAGAAACCCCAGACACAGGGGCCUUGAAGCCAAGUUCUAUCUCAGAGGAGACCUAUGAUGAUGUUGAGUAUCCCAUGAGAGAGACACCGAAGUUGGAGUUCUCUGACUCAUUUGCUUCAGACAGUGAAGAAAAUAGUGAAAAAAUCUAUGAAGAUGUGUACAAAACAAAGAGCAACCACCCAAAGAUAGAUUUAGAUGGGAAAAAAGCACUAAAGAGACUGCAACGAUUCUUCAAAAAAGAAAAGGAUAGGUUUAAAAUGAAGAAAACCAAGUCAAAAGAAAAUGUAAGUGCAUUUUCCAUCUCGCUGCCUGAUUUACAACUUAGGUCUCAGGAAGUUACCAUCUAUGACGAUGUCGACAUGAGUGAAAAAGAAUCAAAAGAUGAAGAUAAAGUGAAAACUUGGAAGCCAAAGUUCUUGAUACCAAAAGAAAAAAAAGAGAAAAAAGGUGCUGAAGGAUCAGACAGUUUAUCUCCUAGAAAUUUUUUCAGAACCAAGAAGCAAAAUUUAGAGAAGAACAGAAUGGAAAAAGAGGAAAAACUUUUUCGAGAAAGCUCUGAGUAUGACAAGGAGAUUAUUGUCAUCAACACAGCAGUGGCAUGUUCAAAUAACUCAAGAAAUGGAACAUUUGAUUUGCCAAUAACCCCUGGAGAAGUACUGGAAGUCAUUGAUACCACUGAACAAAAUCUAGUGCUAUGUCGCAAUUCUAAAGGCAAAUAUGGAUAUGUACUUGUUGAACAUCUAAAUUUCAAGCAUCAAGACUGGUCAUCUUAGCAAGCUGAAGAUAAUACUAUUCAUGAGAGAAAAUUGGUCCAAAGAUCUUAGCCCUGUGCCACAUCAGUUUGUUUACAUGUCAAAAUUAAGUGGGUGAACCUGGGGAAACUUUCUUUUGGAAUUUAGAAAAAGAAUUCUCAACAUUCAGAUGUUGGUUUUACUCCUUAAAGGUUAUAUGUGUACUUUACUCAUGGUUCAGGAGAUUGGGAAACUGUUAGUGCUGGCGCUCUCAUUUACUGAGCCGUAUCUGGAGUUAGAAAUCAUGCCUUAUGACACCUGGUUCGUUGUGCAGAUGGUUAGUUGCUUACAGUAUUAGUACAUGAGCAACUGUAAUUUCUAGCUGUGCAUUUAAAUUUGAUAUGAUUUCAUUCUGAACAGUAAAUACUGAGAUUUAAAGCAUAAUCUUAAUACAAUUUUAGCUCAGCCCUUAGAAAUAUCACAAUAUAAGUGUUAUUUUGCUUGGUCAUAAAAAUGAGAUAAAUGCUGCUCAUCAUCAGUUUCUUUUGGGAACAGUUUUCUCAAUA
This is a messenger RNA of Tupaia belangeri chinensis (Chinese tree shrew), 2708 nucleotides long. It is a transcript of the gene FYB2, whose product is annotated as FYN binding protein 2. Lineage: Eukaryota; Metazoa; Chordata; Mammalia; Scandentia; Tupaiidae. Gene Ontology annotation, molecular function: protein binding. Gene Ontology annotation, biological process: protein localization to plasma membrane; T cell receptor signaling pathway; integrin-mediated signaling pathway. The record is from RefSeq and is a predicted model, not a curated record. Gene Ontology annotation, cellular component: plasma membrane. The transcript has 19 exons.